GGCAUGCUGGGUGAGGAGGAGGACGGUGAGCCGAGGGCUGGGGGCGCCGCAGUCCUCUCUGUGCUGGCUGAGGAGGGGGACACCCGGCAGCGCUACGAGGAGCUGUGCAGCAGCCUCAACAUGGAUGAGCGCGCCCGCUCUGAGGCCUGGCUCAGCUACCAGAGCAUGAAGCGCAACUUCACCCUGGAGGGAAAUGAUCUGCACUGGCUAGCAUGUGCCUUGUAUGUGGCUUGCAGAAAAGCAGUUCCCACUGUGAGCAAAGGGACAGCUGAGGGAAAUUAUGUAUCUUUAACCAGAAUUUUGCGCUGUUCAGAACAAAGCUUGAUCGAGUUUUUUAACAAGAUGAAAAAGUGGGAAGACAUGGCUAAUAUUCCUGCCCAAUUCAGAGAACGAACUGAGAGAUUAGAGAGAAACUUCACCAUUUCUGCUGUAAUUUUUAAGAAGUAUGAGCCCAUUUUUCAGGACAUUUUCAGAUAUCCUCGAGAAAAUCAACCUCGUCAACAGAGAGGGAGAAAACAGAGACGACAACCAUGUACUGUGACAGAAGUUUUCCAGUUUUGUUGGGUGCUGUUUGUUCAUGCAAAAGGUAAUUUUCCUAUGAUCAGUGAUGACUUGGUCAAUUCCUGCCAUCUCUUGUUAUGUGCUUUGGAUCUAGUGUAUGGAAAUGCUCUCCAGUGUCCAAACCGUAAAGAACUUCUGAAUCCUAAUUUUAAAGGUCUACCUGAAGACUUUGACAGUAAGGACUAUAAAGUAUCGUCUGAUCCUCCCUGCAUCAUUGAAAAACUGUGUUCAUUACAUUACGGAUUAGUUUUAGAAGCAAAAGGCAUAAAGGAACAUUUUUGGAAGCCGUAUAUUCGGAAACUUUUUGACAAAAAGCUUCUGAAAGGAAAAGAUGAAAAUCUGACUGGAUUUCUAGAUCCUGGGAACUUCGGAGACAGCUUCAAAGCCAUCAACAAGGCCUACGAGGAGUAUGUUUUGUCAGUUGGAAAUCUUGAUGAGCGAAUAUUUCUUGGGGAGGAUGCAGAUGAAGAAAUUGGAACUCUCCCAAGGUGCUUAAAUACAACUUUGGGAAUGGAAACAGCUGAAAGAGUACAAGUGAAGCAUAAUUUGCAGCAGCACUUUGACAGGUCCAAAUCACUCAGGAUUACAACCCCACUUACUGGCCGCAAGUAUAUUAAAGAGAUCAACCCAUAUGUGACACCUGUUUCCAUGGCAACAUACAGCUUGAGCCGCCUUCACAUGAUGCUGGCAGGACUGAAGAAUGCCCCCAGUGAAAAUCUGGAGCAAAUAUUCAGGGCAUGUUCCAGAGAUCCUUCUCAAUCUAUUGCCAACAGAGUAAAAGAAAUGCAUGAAGUAUACUGCCGGAGCACACAGUCUGAAGGAGAAUUCAGUAAUUUUUCCAAAGAUGUUGCUAGUAAGCAUUUUUGUCAUGCCGAGGUGCUAUACUACAAGGUCUUGGAGUCUGUCAUUGAGCAAGAGAGGAGGAGACUGGGAGACACUGACUUAUCUGCAAUACUGGAGCAGGAUGUGUUUCAUCGAUCACUGCUGGCAUGUUGCCUUGAGAUCAUUACCUUCACGUACAAGCCACCUGGAAACUUUCCAUUCAUCCCUGAAAUAUUUGACAUUCCAGUUUAUCAUUUUUAUAAGGUAAUUGAAGUUUUCAUCAGAGCAGAGGAUGGCCUUUGUCGGGAAGUAGUAAAACACCUUAAUCAUAUUGAGGAGCAGAUCUUGGAAAGCAUGGCAUGGAAACAGGAAUCCAUACUGUGGGACAGAAUCAGAGAUAAUGAAAACAAGGUUCCUACUUGUGAAGAGGUAAUGCCACCUCAGUAUUUUGAGAGAUCUGCUGGGAACAGUGUUGUGGGUUUUCCAUUGACACCGAGACGAAUAAAUGAGGUCCGUGCUGAAACUGGAGGACUAGGGAAAGGCCUUUCAUCCCCUUCAACCACCCUGUAUGACAGAUACAGCUCUCCUACAGCCAAUCCUACAAGGAGAAGGCUGUUUGCUGAUAACGAUAACAACUCUGACAGCGGCACUCCAGUGAGAGUUUCCCAACAGCCUGUGGUGAAUACGGUGCCUGUGCAGAACAUGAAUCCCGAAGCCAUGUCAGUAACCCCAGUGCCUGGCCAGACACUGGUUACAGUGGCAACUGCCACCGUAACUGCCAACGAUGGGCAAACUGUGACAAUACCAGUACAAGGUAUUGCCAAUGAAAACGGAGGAAUAACUUUCUUCCCAGUCCAGGUAAAUGUGAGUACCCAGGCUCAGGCUGUCCCUGGCCCCAUUCAGCUCCUCAGUGCCCAGGCGCUCACAGGUACCCUGAACACCCAGGUGACAGGGGCUACGCUGCAGUUACCCAGCCAGGUCACUGUGCAGCAGAUCUCUCCUGGAGAGCAAAGGCAAACCCAGCCCUUUGCCGCUGUCAUGUCCAUCAGGCUGCGGAAGAUGGGCUCACUUUCACUCUUCUUUAGAAAGGUGUACCAUUUAGCUAGUGUUCGCCUGAGAGAUCUCUGUGUCAAACUCGAUGUAUCUGAUGAGCUGCGGAAAAAGAUCUGGACAUGUUUUGAGUAUUCCUUGGUGCACUGCCCUGAAAUCAUGAUGGAUAGACAUCUGGAUCAGCUGCUGAUGUGUGCCAUCUACAUAAUGGCUAAGGUGACCAAGGAGGACAGAUCAUUUCAGGACAUUAUGCGCUGCUAUCGGACACAACCACAAGCCAAGAGUCAUGUAUAUCGGAGUGUCCUGAUAAAAGGCAGGAGAUGCCGACGAUGCUCUGGCAGCAGUGACAGCAGCAGCCAGCAGAACUCGCCUACAGAGAGAAGUAAAGAGAGGAACAAGGAAAGAAGGAGCAGAGACUCCAGCCCCAUGAUGCAAUCCAGCAGCACCCUGCCUGUUCUGCACCCCAGCAGUGCCCCCCCCACCCCAACCUGGCUGACUGGGGCCAACAGCGACACCAAGGAGGAGGAGCGAGGGGACCUCAUACAGUUCUAUAACAACAUCUAUAUCGAGCAGAUCAAAGAAUUUGCCCUGAAGUACACCUCAAAUGCAAUAGACUCCCCUCCGCUCUCGCCCUACCCAUUCAUGCGUGUGGGCUCCCCUCGCCGCGUGCAGCUGUCCCACAACCACCCUGUGUACAUCUCGCCACACAAAAAUGAGUCUGCGCUCUCUCCUCGAGAGAAAAUAUUCUACUACUUCAGCAGCAGCACAUCUAAGAGGCUAAAGGAAAUUAACAGCAUGGUUAGAACUGGAGAAACUCCAGCAAAGAAGAGAGGCAUUCUCUUGGAAGAUGGUACUGAAGCACCAGCUAAGCGCAUCUGCCAGGAGAAUCGCACUGCUCUGCUAAGGCGGCUACAAGAUGUAGCAAAUGACCGAGGCUCUCACUGAGCCCAGUGUUCCAGCACAGGUAUUCCUUCCUUCCUGCCUGCCUGCCUCCCCUCCUCCCCCCCACAGGCCAGGCUGCAUCACCCAACACAUGGGGUCA
Messenger RNA from Strigops habroptila (Kakapo), 3475 nucleotides. RefSeq names its product retinoblastoma-like protein 2. Gene Ontology annotation, cellular component: nucleus; transcription regulator complex; chromatin. The record is from RefSeq and is a predicted model, not a curated record. Gene Ontology annotation, molecular function: RNA polymerase II transcription regulatory region sequence-specific DNA binding. Gene Ontology annotation, biological process: cell differentiation; negative regulation of G1/S transition of mitotic cell cycle; regulation of transcription by RNA polymerase II. Lineage: Eukaryota; Metazoa; Chordata; Aves; Psittaciformes; Psittacidae. Bases 4 to 3378 code for a protein of 1124 amino acids. The transcript has 22 exons.